This is a messenger RNA of Cyprinodon tularosa, 819 nucleotides long. It is a transcript of the gene txnl4a, whose product is annotated as thioredoxin-like 4A. The record is from RefSeq and is a predicted model, not a curated record. Lineage: Eukaryota; Metazoa; Chordata; Actinopteri; Cyprinodontiformes; Cyprinodontidae. Gene Ontology annotation, biological process: mRNA splicing, via spliceosome. Gene Ontology annotation, cellular component: U5 snRNP; spliceosomal complex; U4/U6 x U5 tri-snRNP complex. The transcript has 4 exons. The coding region runs from base 58 to 486 and encodes 142 amino acids.
UCAAUAUAUCACAUAUUUGUUUAUUUAAGGUUGGAGGUUCGCUACAUUUGAAUCAAGAUGUCGUACAUGUUGCCGCAUCUCCACAAUGGCUGGCAGGUGGACCAGGCCAUCCUAUCUGAGGAGGACCGAGCCCUGGUUAUCCGAUUCGGACACGACUGGGACCCAACGUGUAUGAAAAUGGACGAGGUUCUGUACAGCAUCGCUGAAAAGGUAAAAAACUUUGCCGUCAUUUACCUGGUGGAUAUAACAGAAGUGCCUGACUUCAAUAAAAUGUACGAGUUGUAUGACCCCUGCACUGUCAUGUUCUUCUUCAGGAACAAACACAUCAUGAUUGAUUUAGGCACUGGUAACAACAACAAGAUCAACUGGAUCAUAGAAGAUAAGCAGGAGAUGAUCGACAUUGUUGAGACUGUGUACCGAGGAGCGAGGAAAGGACGCGGUUUAGUCGUGUCUCCCAAGGAUUAUUCCACAAAAUACAGAUAUUGAAUCUUCUCCUUCAUCUGCCUCGUUUUUUUUUACGUGUUUGCUUUCCCACCUCGGUUUUUUCUUUGUCAUCCUAGAGACUUUAAACAACAAAAAGUGACAAAAACAAAAAAGUCCCAGCAGUUUUAUUAUUUUUGCCUUGCAGGAGGAGAGGAUCCAUCAUCAUUUUCAGGUGUUACUGUUUGUGUUUCGUGUUUUAUACCGUUUUUUUGAAUAUUAGGUUGUGUCUCGUUUUUUCAAGAGUUAUUUCUGUGAAAUAAGAGCGAAACAGACCAGACACCGAAUACUUCACCAUUAUAUUUGACUCUUCUAAUAAAUAUGGAUUUCUACUCAAAC